ACCUCUACAGAACAUAGACUGGAGAGGUAGACAGAACAGCUUUGGUGUGCUAGUUAUACAACAAGGUCUACGGAGUUAUAGCAAACUCUAAACAGUUUUCUAGCUUUUGAAUUAUGGCCCAGGCCAAAAGUGAUAUGACAAUCAACAUGGAGAUUUCUAACGGAGCUGUUAUCCACUGUCCAGUAGGGUCAUGCAUGGAAAUGGAAGAUCGGCGGACUGGGGAUGAAGAGGAGGAAGAUGAGGUUGAACUGGCCGAAGAGGUGGAUGAAGAUAUCCACAUUGGAGAUGAUGAUGAUAGAGAAGACAAUGCAAUGCCUUCAACAGACGUGGUCAUCCAUAAAAUAGAGGAGGGGGAUAUUGUAGAAGAUGUGGAGAGAGCAGUUCUUCAAAACAAAACUACAAAAGAGGUAAAUGCUGGAGAGAUGGAGGAAGAAGUGGACAUAACUGCCAAAUUAACAAUGCCUGAGCUGCAGGUAAUGGUUGAACAGGCAACAAAAACGCAAACACAAGUUUCAGAACUUCGAAAUGAAGCUGAAGAGUUUGCAGGAGCGUUCAGAGAAGUGGACAAGGAUCGAGCAGAUCACAAGCUGGCAACGCUGUACGAAGAAGAAAGGGAAGGCAAUGAACCACAAGUGGAGACCUUGAGUGAAAGGAAGACAGAAACGCAGGAAUGCCAGGAGCUGCUGCACUCUGAGGUAAGAGAGUUUACCUGUGGCCUCCUUGAGAAAAUAAAAAAGUCCAGAGAGGAUCAAAUUCAGCAGGUAAAAAGUGACAUACUUUUGCAAGAAGAGGAGCAUGAAGAGGUGGAGGUGAAGGUGGAGAGUUGGGAUGAUGAGGGUGUAAAAAACGAUGUAGAUGAAGAGCCACGGACAGAAUCAGCAGAAUCAGUUGAAGACUUUCAGAGUCUUUGUGAAGAGGAAGAACCAGCCAAAUUUGAUAAUGUUGGCGAAGAACAAUUUACAACCAAGAUGUCUCUAUUUGAGUACUGCAAAGCAGUUGGAGAGCCAAUGCACAAAGAUGCCUUAGCGACAAAUAAUGAUGAAGAGAUGUCCACCACUUACAAUGCAGCAGAAGAAAGGGCAAUUGACUGGAUUGCACCAGGGCAACCAUCAAAUGAUAUGAUUGGUGAAACCAUAGAGGAGAUGGUCCAGAAUUCAGAUCAAUUAGUGGAAAGCAUUGUGCAAGAAUGUGAAACACUAGAGCGACUGCAACAGGUGGUGGGGGACAGAGAUCUGGAAAACUUUGAGAGAAUAGUAGCGGAUACCCAAUCAGCCAUUGUCAAUGGACCCAAGGAGACAAGAGGAGCUGAUAAAAAGGGCAUUGAAAGGAUUCAAAAUGAGUCACAAAGAGUUGUAGAGAUUUCUGUGAAGCCAAAGCAGGUCAAGAAGGAGGAGCUUCCUGCAGAGGAGGGAAGCUGUACAGAGAUAGAACAGCAACUUGAUAAACCUGAGGUUGUAGAAGAGGGGGUGUGCAAGAAGCAAGAACAACUCGGCAAUGACAAACGGGAGGUUGCAGAGGGAGGUGAUGCUGUAAAGGAACAGCCAAAACAAGUCAACCAAGAAGUGCCAACACCUAUAGAGGAGGGGGCGGGGAACUGGCUAGAAGAGCUCAAGGCUGUCAUUGAAGAUGAGCCCAGGAGGAAAGCCCAGGGGGGAUGUAAAGUGACCAUACCAGCCUGGUUGAAGGCCAGUGAGAGCUCAGAUGACCAUUUUCAAGAGCCACCGAAGCCCCUUGGCUGUGAGAUCAGAACUGUAAGUGGGGGCAGUGAAGAGGAAGUGAAUCUCAAGGCCAAAAUUCAAGAGGUCACCAUGGCGAAUGGAUUCCCUGGGCUACCAGCUGCUGUAGUUCAACAGGAAGAGGAAAAACCCCUUGUGAAGGAGACAAGGAUGGCGACUCCAGCUCAACAGGAGGGCAAUCCUCAUGACCAGCAGAUCUCCCUCUAUGUGAAGGCCGGCAGUGAUGGAGAGAGUAUCGGGAACUGUCCGUUCUCUCAGAGACUCUUCAUGAUCCUUUGGCUGAAAGGAGUCAUCUUCAACGUAACCACUGUGGACCUCAAGAGGAAGCCGGCGGAUUUGCAGGAUCUUGCUCCAGGAACCAACCCGCCAUUCAUGACCUUCAACGGAGAGGUGCUGGUGGAUGUCAACAAGAUCGAGGAGUUUCUUGAGGAACGACUCGUCCCCCCACGAUACCCAAAGUUGGUGGCAAAGCAUCCAGAAUCUAACACAGCAGGAAUAGAUGUAUUUGCCAAGUUUUCUGCCUACAUCAAGAACCCUCGUAAAGAAGCUAAUGAGGGUCUGGAGAAGGCUCUUCUGAAGUCUCUAAAGAGGUUGGAUGAGUAUUUGCAGACGCCGCUGCCUGAGGAAAUAGAUGCAAACAGUGUAGAAGAUCCUGGUGCAUCUACACGCAGUUUUUUGGAUGGACCAGAUCUCACGCUGGCUGACUGCAAUCUGCUGCCCAAACUGCACAUCAUAAAGAUUGUUGCCAGGAAGUACAGAGGUUUUGAGAUUCCUGCUGAUAUGACCAGGAUUUGGCAGUAUUUGAAUAACGCCUACCAGAGAGAGGAGUUCAUGAACACCUGCCCUGCUGAGCGUGAGAUCGAGUUUGCUUACCUGGACGUCGCCAAAAAGAUCAAAUAGUUCAGGAUGAUGAGACAAGCUCUGUUAGCUCAGAGCACUAUCACAUGCUUGUGUGUGUGUCGUAUAUAUGUGUGUGCGCUCACUGGUGGAGAUGCACUAAUACUGUGGUAUAUUGAUCCUGAAUCAGUAGAUUGACACCCAUUUUCUUUCAAUCAAUGGCAGGACCAGGAAAAAAAAAACUCUGUUACUCUUAACAACUUUGUAAGUAUCUAUCCAUCUCCAUGAAUUAUAUAGAUAGACUACUGUAGAUAUGGUAUAUUCAUAAUGUUCACCAAGGCCUUGACCAAAUCUCAUAAUCACUUUUAGGCUAUGGAUCUCUAUAUUUCUGGAUCUCUAUUUUUUGCAUUUUUUAAUUUUUACUUAUGAUUCUUCUAGUCAGGCCAGUAUAUUUACAUUUCCUAUUCACAAUAUAUAUAUA
This is a messenger RNA of Sinocyclocheilus rhinocerous, 3054 nucleotides long. Its product is annotated as chloride intracellular channel protein 4-like. Lineage: Eukaryota; Metazoa; Chordata; Actinopteri; Cypriniformes; Cyprinidae. The transcript has 6 exons. The coding region runs from base 114 to 2636 and encodes 840 amino acids. The record is from RefSeq and is a predicted model, not a curated record.